CCUGUCACGGCCCUAGCUAGCUGGUCACUAGUCACUGAGUCUGUUGUCGACGAUGUCGUGUGUUGUCGUGGUGUAUUUUUAUUUUUCUGUUUUCUGGUUUGAUCGCACACUACAAAAAUUGUAAACUAUGUCACUGUCUUGUGUUACAAACUGCGUUACCAAACAUGUACUGUAGUGGCUAUGUCUCGUCUUCAAAGUGGAUAAAAUACUGGAAACGUUGUGAUUGAGCAAUGGCUAGUUCUGGGUACCCAUACAAACUGAGCCGUGGCGAGGAGCGCCGGCUAGUUUCAAAUCUGAAAAGGUCAACAGCUUCUCAUCUGACUCCAGGAAAUGCGCACGUGAAGAAUCCGUCAAUAGCUGCUGGUUCUGAAAUCACACAGGCGAAAAGUGUGCGUGAGAGCUCAGAUGAUUCGAUAGGAUUUACGCACGUGGCUGAACCUAGCAUUGGCAAUUCUCGGGAUGUCCGACAAUCAGCAGGAAAAAGGCAGCUGGCCAGUGCUAAUGAGACUGUGCGUAAGACAUCAGCAACUGGGCCCAACAGUGGUGAUGCUGCUACACCAGCUGAUGGCAAGAAAACAAGACGCGGGCAGCAUGGAAAUGACGCCGUGAGUGCCUCGGGCAGAGGCCCUUGUGCCAGCGCCACCGGCCGUUAUUCAGACUCCGUUGAGCCGGCCGGCAGGCAACCGGCGGCCGAGGUGAAUCAGGCUGUGGCGAGUCGGGACGGCGGCGUCUCCAGGAAUCCGGUAGCAAGGACGCGCCUUGCUCCAACGUUCAGCGCAUCACAUGUACCCCCGGCGGCGGCCGACAGUGGAGCAAUGGCCAGCCACUCAGAUCUGCCACAAAACAUCUCUCUCAGCCAGCAACGGCCGGCCGCACCCGGUGGCAACCAAAUCAGAGCAACCUCGUCACCGAUGACAGAUCUUGCGGAGCGAAAGGACCGCCGCCUUCGCCAGAAGCCGAGACCUUGGCUGCGUGCCGAUAGCAGUGAGGAUGAGUGUGCGGAUCGGGGUGACGAGCGUUUGGGCUCGGAGCGACGUCGCAGUCGCACAUCUCCUGACAACAAUGACAGCUUUGAAGAAACGGACAACACGACAUCGGGAUAUGACCAAUCUAGCUCCGACUCGUCCGCGACUACUCCUGAAGAUGCAGGCGGUGCCGCGGGGGACUGCCCAGAUAGUGAUUAUCUUGCCUCGCUGUCUAGUGAACAACUGGAGGGCUUGGUUUCGCAGAGUCCAGGCAGUGACGUGCCACCAACACAUCUCCAGUACAGGGGCAGUGCUGCGCGACCAUUCACCGGAAGAUCGCAACCAAGCGGAGCAGAGGCAGCUGCGGCAACAGAUUUUGGCACACCAGAUGCAGCUGGUGAUGAUCUGGCCGAGCAAAUCGAGUUGGAAAAGACAUUGGAGGCUUCAUUGGCCUUCACGAGAAGUCAGCGGCGUAGCGCGCAAAGCCGUUCAGUGCCGCUGCCCGCGAGUAGAGCACAAAAUGCUGGAACCCAGCGCACCUCAAAGCAGCCGCAAGCCACUGUGAAAUCUGUUGCAAAAGUAGCUCCAUCCCUUGGACUAGCUUCAACCGAAAGGCGACAUCAACAACAGAAGCAGCAAGAGUAUCUCUCAGAUGUCGAGCCACGAUUGCCGUCAAGUAAAGACAAUAUCGACUUUGAUCGGAUACAAACACGGGUCAUGCACGAAGUGAAAGCGCACAAUCUCAAGUCCGACUGGAGCACCAGGCCAGAACAGUUCCUUGACCCAUCAGACGGCAUUCAGUAUGCGCACGGUUGUGAGCACUCGGAGAGUUUGGAAUUUGACGGACUUCUACUGGACUUUGGCGGCUACCGUCUGCCACAGCAGGGUGACGCGGAGUGGACCGAUAGCAACGUGAUGAUUCGUCCUAUGCCCUUCUACUCAUGCCUGCAUCGUCUACCGGUCUCGGAGGCCGAUAAGCGUGGCCGAGUGCAUGCCAGAGCGUGGGACGAAGCCAGCGGUCGGGCCGUCGUCAGCUCAGAUAUCACUGUGCCUGUUCGAUAUGCUGUGUGCGUGCGUGGCCCACUGGAGCUUGAUGAUGGUGUGAACGCUGAGGUCGAGAUUGAGGGUCCAGGCAAGGCCGCCGCAGAGAAUAUUGCUCGCAUUUGCCGAAGCCUGGAGUUUCGUGCGUACAAGACCUACGGAGACCCCGCGCUGCAGGAGGUACGGAUUGACAUUCGUGUCCUCGAAGAGACGGACGCUAUUAACUGUCUGAACGCUAUACGCGAUCAGAUCCACGGUAUGUAUUACCGGCGCGAGGCGACGCGACUUGAGGAGUGGCGUGUCCGUUUCCGAGACCUUGCGCCGCGCGAAGGCUCGAGCUUCACCAACGCAAAGUCGUGGUACGGCUGUGCAAUGAACGCUGCCCAUCAGCUGGCGGCCAAGAGCAUCUUCAACUUCUACAACUUUGCUCGAAGUCCGUCGCAGGUAGAUCUCCAUCACCUUCGAGUGCAUCACCGGGAAGCCGAAGCGCAUCUCAAGCAGGCGAUGGUGGGUAUAUCUGAAAUGGCUGUGGACAGCAGAGAAAGCGAAAAGUACCUGGAGGUGAUAGCGGGCAAGGGCAUCCACAGCCGAGACAACCAAGACGGAAGACUGGUGAAGGAGGUGAAACGACUGCUCCGUGCCUGGCACAAGCAACCACCGUCGGGUGUCAGCCACUACAUACAGGUCCGCGAGGUCAACCAGGGCAGCUUCCUGGUGCUCUUUGCUCCCUACAAUGGCCCGUCGCCUUGCUUUGGCGUCUUCUACUGCCACAUCGCCGAGGACGAUGAGGACACUGAGUUCACUCAGUGGCAACGGCCAUGCCACCACACGUGGGACAGUAUACGCGUGUUUGUGGACAUCGACAAGCGAACUCAAAAGCCAGUCAAGAAUUGGCGGCAACGCUGCUACCGUUGCUUCAAGAGGAACGACCGAAUGGAUGUAGAGUGCCUGCGCUGGAUGGAACCUGUGAUGCUGAGCCAACGGCGCCCGUCACAUCGCCUAGGUAGACUCUUCGUGAUGGAGUACUCGGACAAUGCGCACAGGACCUACGCUACGCAUGACCCCGAGCUGUGCGAGCUAUGUCUGCAUCUCCAGCGGACCGGCAAUGGCCAGAAGUCGUGCGAUACACUGCCCAGGGCCAUACGUUACCGUUAGUUCUGCGCAGCGUGCUGCACAGCAGCUUGCGUGUGUCCCAAUCACACCACCGUGGCGUGCAGUACACCGACGUCAGCACCAUGCUGCCCGGCUUGUGUUGUUUUCCGGUCGCCCAUCGGCCAAGUACGUGUGAGCACUACUAGUAUUGUGCUGCUUUCAGUGCGUCUGGUGUGUGUGUGUGUGUGUGUGUGUGUGUGUGUGUGUGUGUGUGUGUGUGUGUGUGUGUGUGUGUGCGUGUGUGUGCGUGCGUGUGUAUGUGUGUGUGAGUGUGAGCAUUACCGGCCUCUUGCUGUUUGCAGUAUGUUUGGUUAUUUCCCGGAGUGCAUGUGGCCAAGUCCGUUGCCGGACGCAGGACCGACUCGGCAUGCCGCAUCGUGAUCAUUCACUUGUGCAACUCCCCUCGAACCUAUCUCUAUUUGCUGAUGAGGUAGUUGUGUUGAUGUAAUCGUUGCUACACAUAGAGUGCAUAGAGUGCUUCAAGCACAAACUACUGUCUGUUUUUUUCGCUGUACUUGUUUUAUUCUAGCUGCACUGGAAAUGAAAACGGACUACGACUCUAAGAACUGAAGAAAAAGAAAAAUCUAUCAAAUAGUUCAAUUAAAGCAGCAAAGCAACACGCCACCCGACUUGGGUGGGUCAGAAAUAUCAAAGAUAACUGCGGAAGGGGAAGCUUUGCAGACACAAAUCGAGCAAAACAACACGCCAAAAUCUAACGGUACUCCUCAUGCGUGAUACUGUGGUGGAGGAAUUGACUACAAUAACAAGUCCAGUGCAGCUCAAUGAAAUCCAGUAGCAAGAGUCAAGUUGGUGCUGUGCACCUUUUCGCAGCCCAGUAUUCACAGGUCUAGGGCUGGGCAACGCCCCGCGCGUACUUGAGGAACUCGACUGGAUUUCAUUGAGGAACUCGACUGGAUUUCAUUGAGGAACUAGACUGGAUUUCAUUGAGGAACUCGACUGGAUUUCAUUCAGCAGUACUGUAGUUUCACACGACAUACGAUUUGGUUUGUAGCGUCUCAUCAGGUGUGCACAGUUUAAUUAACUCGGUUACUGAGCAAAUUUUAAAGAAAACACAUGUGGGUAGGAGUUUAUUCGUAACUCUGCCCCACCCAAGUUGGGUGGGUGGUAUGUUGCGAUGCUGCGUCGAAUUGUAGUUAAGUUCGACCGCAUUGUCAACAGCAUUGUCAACUACAAUAUUUUCAUUGACUUCUUACCAAUUUUCCCAUCCCUACAACUAGUGCCGAGUUUUCUAUAAGUAAGAUGAGAUGGGUCGUCUUCACCAAG
This is a messenger RNA of Sycon ciliatum, 4442 nucleotides long. RefSeq lists its product as uncharacterized. The record is from RefSeq and is a predicted model, not a curated record. NCBI's taxonomy places the organism in Eukaryota, Metazoa, Porifera, Calcarea, Leucosolenida, Sycettidae. The transcript is spliced from 3 exons. The coding region runs from base 231 to 3161 and encodes 976 amino acids.